AUGGAACAUGGGGAGGUGACUAGGAUUUUGAAUGCAUUGGUGAUUCAACCAUCCAUUUAUGAUGAGAUAAGGGAAAGUCAGCUAGAAGACGAGAAGUUAAAGGCGAUAAAGAAAAAGAUCGAUGAAGGGCAGGUGUUGGAUUUCACUAUUGGUGAUGAAGGGAGUAUUUGUUUUAAGGGAAGGUGGUGUGUACCGCAGAGUCGUGGAGAUUUAAAGCAGAUAUUGAUGGAAGAAGCCCAUAACUCUCCUUAUUCAAUGAAUCUUGGAGGGGAUAAGUUGUAUAAGGACAUGAAGAAGACUUUUUGGUGGCCCAAUAUGAAGAGAGAAGUAGCUGAAUUUGUGGCUAAGUGUUUGACAUGUCAGAAAGUGAAUAUUGAGCAUCGUAGGCCUCAAGGAAAGGUCCAAUCCUUGGAAGUACCCAAGUGGAGUUGA
Messenger RNA from Chenopodium quinoa (quinoa), 432 nucleotides. RefSeq lists its product as uncharacterized. The record is from RefSeq and is a predicted model, not a curated record. The transcript has a single exon. Bases 1 to 432 code for a protein of 143 amino acids. Lineage: Eukaryota; Viridiplantae; Streptophyta; Magnoliopsida; Caryophyllales; Amaranthaceae.